AUGAUCAACUUUCACGUCUGGAGGCAUGUGCCUGGCAAGGCGUUGUUGUUUCUUAUUAACCUUGUCGCUUCAACAGCCUUGAUCUUUGAAGGGUAUAACCAAGGUGUGCUGGGGACUGUGAGCGAGACCCCUGGCUUCAUCGAUAUGGCUGGCAUCGGCUCCAAUGGAGUUGUAACCAACUCAACCAAACAAGGCGGUCUUGCAGCAGCUUACUACUUUGGAGGCAUGUGGGGUUGUUUCACAGGUGGAUGGGUUGGGGACAAGAUUGGCCGCAAGCGCGGUGUCUUGGUCGGCACGCUCUUCGGCAUUCUCGGUGCUGCUCUCAUGGCCGGCAGUAUCAACUCCAACAUGUUCCUCUGCGCUCGAAUUAUCGCUGGUCUGGGGAUUGGCUUUCUUAAUGCCAUCGUACCUCCUUGGGUCAGCGAAUUGUCCGAAGCCCAUGACCGUGGCUCUAGCUUCUCUCUGGUAUUUGUUUCCAACUAUCUAGGCAUCGCCAUCGCAUACUGGCUCAACUUUGGUCUUCGCAACGCCAACACGGAGUUCCGUUGGCGCUUUCCGCUCGCCUGGAUGGCCAUUCCUCUUAUCAUUGUGGACAUUGCUCUCCCAUUCCUGCCUGAGUCUCCUAGAUGGCUCAUUGCAAACGGGAGAAGAGAAGAGGCUGUCGAUAUCCUCUGCAAACUUCGAGGCGACCUGACUCGAGACACACCCAAAAUAGCUACCGAGCUUGCGCAAAUCGACUCAAUUGUCGAAGCCACCCACAACCGUCGUAAUGAGCUCCUCAACAUAGCACUCGGCGGUCGAUAUUCCGGCAACCUCCAUCUUGGAAGGCGAGCAGUCAUGGGCUUUGCGCUUCAGUGGAUCCAGCAAUGGACCGGCAUACUGGCUAUUGCUGCUUGGGCCGGCACCCUGUUCAACCUCGCUGGUUUUGAUACACACAAAUCUAUCUGGUUGGCUGGACUUGCCAACACUUUUGGCAUCCCGGGAACUGUAGCGGCGUCUUUUGUGAUCGAUCGAAUCGGUCGCAUCAAAUCCUUGAUGGUGUCUUUCGUCACUCAAGGUAUCGCACUGACCCUUGUUGCUGCCUUUAUAAAGACCUCCCAAGACAUGGCUGCUACAGAUUCUGAGAAGUCUCAGCAGCUUGGUACUGCCGCGGCAUCAUUUGUCUUCGUCUAUAUCUGGUUCUUCACCAUGUUCAACAUCAUUCCAUGCUGGAUCUAUGGAACCGAAAUCUGGCCCCAGGAGAUUCGCGCCAAAGGCUACAGCUUCACAAUCUUCGGUUGGGCAUGUGGUUGUGGCAUGACUCAAUUCGUCAUUCCCAUCAUGCUUCAGAGGCUCGGCUGGGCUACCUACAUUUUUUUCGGGGCCAUGAAUGUCGUUGCUAUGCCUCUUGUCUGGUUCUUCUUCCCCGAAGUAUCUAAAAAGUCCCUCGAGGAGAUUAACCUCUUGUUCACAAGCAACAGUCUCCUCGUAUCUAAGAACAUGGAGGAAUAUGAGAGGCGCUUAGCUGAAGCUGGUGGAGACGUCGCAGUAGCCUCGAGACAGUUGCUUGAUGAGGUCGAUGGAUAUGUUCAGCAGGUUCGUGGCACUGAGAAGGAUUUGGAGAACUGCGGAAAUGGCACGAUUGAGCAGCAAGAUGUUGUCGAAGGUUAG
This is a messenger RNA of Fusarium fujikuroi IMI 58289, 1650 nucleotides long. Its product is annotated as related to sugar transport protein STP1. Gene Ontology annotation, cellular component: membrane. Bases 1 to 1650 code for a protein of 549 amino acids. Gene Ontology annotation, molecular function: carbohydrate:proton symporter activity. Gene Ontology annotation, biological process: transmembrane transport; carbohydrate transport. The record is from RefSeq and is a predicted model, not a curated record. The transcript is spliced from 5 exons. NCBI's taxonomy places the organism in Eukaryota, Fungi, Ascomycota, Sordariomycetes, Hypocreales, Nectriaceae.